UUCCUUGUCAAAAGUAGGCAUUUUAUUUGUAAGCACAUACAGUUAAUUAUGUUAUAAUGCAUCGUAAUAUGUAGAAAGUUUAUAAAUAUAUACAUAUUUCUGUUGACAUAUUUUUUUAUGUAUAUGGCAUACGUAUGUAUGUAUGUGCAUUCAUUCAUUAUGUGUAAAAAAUUACUUUUAAGUUGGAAAGUACCUCCAACCACGCGCCAAUUAAGCAUUUUGUGUUCACACAUAUACACAUACAGAUGAAUGUAGAUAUAAAUAAGUUUGCAGUACAUAGUUUCUAAAGUGUUUUAUGCUGCCACACCUUGAUAAAUAAUAGGGUCGCUUGCUUAUAUAUGUAUGUAUAUUUAAUAUGUGCCUGUAACUCUCUAUGUACGAAUUAUGUAUGUAUGUAUGUACUAAUCAUGUAUAGUACGUCAUGUAUAGUACAAAGUUCUGUUGAAGCACAUUAACCAAGCCGCAGCUGUCCAUCAACAAGUCAACAGCUCGCUUUUUUUAAUUUUUGAUUUACUGGCUCAUGUGCUUUCCCUUAGCAAACUGCAGCGCUAAACAUUUUAGCUGCAUUAAGGUGUUGAAACGAGAAAAUCAUUAAUUUAUGCACGUAUGUACAUACAUAUGUAUGUCCGUACAUUUCGAAAUGCGCUGAGUGGUUGCACAGCUAAAGUUUUUACACAAGAUUUUGAAUUUUUUUUAUAUUUUGUUUCACCCGGUAAACAUAAAUAGAAUUACUACAAACAACUGUUAUUGUCUCUUAAUCUCGGAUGUACAAAUGUAAAUAUUAUAUGUUAAUUAUAAAAAUAAAUGAAUUAGCACUAAAAAUGCGCUGGAAAUGUGUUCAACAUUUAUGUUAAUUGCAGCAAGUCGUGUAUAAAUUUUGUAUUUUAACAAUUAAAUAAAAUGCCUUUUGAAAGUACAAUCGGGUAUAAAAACAAAUAACAAAUACUACUUCUUAGUGCUUUUCAAAAUAGCUUAAAGUGAAAAGUCAACAGCAGAAAAUGCAAUCAACGAAAAACCAAAAACUCGCACGCAUACAUCAAGUCAAUGCAACUGACAGUUCUUUCAUUAAAAAAAAACAACAAGUGGUAUGAAAUAAUAUUUGUAGAAUAGAAAAUAUUUCGCAGCUCAGCGCAUUCUUUAUAUGUAUAUUUAAAAAAGGAAAUUUCUAUAUUAAAACAGGAAAGAGCAUAUAUGCCGUUAUCUUUAUCGUGGAUAUAUAAUUAAAUUUUUAAUUUUAUCUUGCGCCAAGUCGUCAGUUAGGUUAUAAUAAAGUUCAUGAAAGUACAAAUAAUUUUUACCAACUUUGACGAGUGCGUUAUGCUAAUUACUCUAGUGCUAUAUCCUCUCAGCGUGUUUAAGUCGAUGUUGACGAAUAUGGCUUUAAACGCUCGGAUAAUUUCGAUUAUCGCAAUUAUGAGCAAUUUAUGUCCGGUUACCUGAAGACGCUCACCAAGCGUCGCAUGAAAUGGGAAGCUAUCCUUCAACGCAAUGCUGAUCUCACCACAAUUGAUAGCAAAUUGAAACGCUACAUACGUAAGGGCAUACCAGGUCCAUUUCGUGCUGAUGUUUGGAUGAAAAUUUCCGGCGCUGCUAAACUACAACAACGCUCACCCGCAUUAUAUAACAAUUUGUUGGGUGCACAUUACGAGAAGGAAAUCUGCGAUUCCAUAACAAUUGAUCUACCUCGUACAUUUCCCGACAAUAUACACUUCGAUACGAAAAAAGAACGUCUCUUCAAUAUAUUGGUUGCAUAUGCGCAUCACAACCGCGAAGUGGGCUACUGUCAGGGAUUGAACUAUAUCGCAGGACUACUGCUAAUUGUCACUGACGAUGAAGAGAAAUCAUUUUGGCUACUAAAGCAUAUUGUGGAGAGUAUUGUGCCACAAUAUCAUACAAAGAAUAUGGCUAAUCUACUACGUGAUUUGGCAGUAUUCAAAGAGAUGAUUAUAAGAAGAGCGCCACAAGUCAAUCGGCAUAUAGAAAAUUUGGGCUUACCGUAUACUGUGAUAGCGAGCAAAUGGUUCAUUUGCAUUUUCGCUGAAGUGCUUCCUGUGGAAACUGUGCUGCGCAUUUGGGACUGUGUCUUCGCGGAGGGCUAUAAGAUUGUCUUUCGCGUCGCAUUAGCAUUAUUCCUCACACAUAAAACAGCAAUACUCGGCUGUGAUGACAUCGCAGCAUUGGCGAACUUAUUUCGUGAAAAGAUGAUGCAGGGUGACAUCGUCACCGACUGCCAUAGUUUUAUAGAAGCCAUGUUUAAGUUACGUUUGAAACGUAGCGAACUGGAGGCAUUACGUAAAGUGUGUGUAGGACGUAAUAAUACCUAAAGCACUAACAAAAAUACAUGCGUAGAAAGCAAACUGCAUUUUUAUGUAGUAUAUUUAGCGCUGAAUUUGUAUAGCUAGAGACUGUGUUGUAUUUGCGGCUCAAAUUACUUAAAACACACGUGCCGAAUGGACUCGUGGGUGCCGUUGCAAAUACGGUGCUUGCAAUUUUGAAAUAUACCUUACUGCCUACGCCACGUACAGUUCAUUCUGCACACACUAAACAAAUAACACAACUACCUAAAUGUGUACACACAUACACAUACACAACUACAUACAUAUGAGCGUAGAGCAUAUUGCGAACAAAUAAUAAGCGAACUUAAACACAUACGACAGACUUAAAUGUUUAGCAAUAUUAAGUGUUACUAAAAGUUAGAAAACAUGCAAAUCAGUAGGAAAAUCGUCUAGAGGCCACAAAUGUGUGGAAUUGCUUUCAAUAUGAAAACAAAUAAUACGAAAACUAAUUAUAAUAAAACGAAUUAUGUAGCUGUAAAACGAUAUUAAGACAUAACAUUCAACCAAACUACCAAAUUAAUACUAGCUUAUAUAAAAAUAAGUUAAUUUAAGUUACAAAUAUAUAUACACAUUUUUAGUAUUUAAUGUACUAUUAUUAUACUAAAGUGUAAAUUAUGCUAUUUAUUAUAUUUAUAUGUAUCUAAUACAUAUGCUUGUGUUAAGUUUAUAUGUGUGCGUGUGAUGUUAAUUAGUGUUAGUGUGCUUGUGUCGGGCCUUUAGCUGCCACAAUUGCUGUUUUCAUAUAUUUUAUAGAGUUAAUGUUAGUUAUUUAGUUUCUUGCUCACAUGUUGCAUAAUUUUUCAUGCUUGUAUUAGUUUUAAAUAGCUUAAAAGUUACUCUACAAUGGCUUUCAUUCAUGCUACAUUUUUAUGCAUCACUAUAGUUGUGUUUUAUAGCUAAAUAAAAGCGAAAUUCGUUUGUAAAAUGUAUUUAAAGU
Molecule: messenger RNA, 3273 nt
Organism: Bactrocera oleae (olive fruit fly)
Lineage: Eukaryota; Metazoa; Arthropoda; Insecta; Diptera; Tephritidae
Product: growth hormone-regulated TBC protein 1-A
Source: RefSeq, a predicted model, not a curated record